Molecule: messenger RNA, 953 nt
Organism: Papilio xuthus (Asian swallowtail)
Lineage: Eukaryota; Metazoa; Arthropoda; Insecta; Lepidoptera; Papilionidae
Product: collagenase
Exons: 5
Coding region: 58-927 (289 amino acids)
Biological process (GO): proteolysis
Molecular function (GO): serine-type endopeptidase activity
Source: RefSeq, a predicted model, not a curated record
AGUUUUAGAACCAUCUAGUUAUUUGUCAUUCACGUCAGAAUUUUUUUGUGUCCAAAGAUGAAAUUACUAUUCACCUUUUUAGCAAGUUUAGUUGUAGUUAAUUGUUAUGUAACAGAUGUUAACUCAGAAAUAAAUGAUGUUUAUAACUAUCUGAAUACUACAGGAGUUCUAGAAGCAGAAAGAAUUAGAAGAUUGGAAAAUGAGAUAGAUAAUUCAGGACAAAGAAUUGUUGGUGGAUCUCCGAGCAAUGGCGUGCCUAACCAGGUGGGUCUUAUUGUUACAUUACGAGAUGGACGUCAAGCGGUGUGUGGAGGUGUCAUAUACGCUGACAAUAGAAUUUUAACUGCGGCUCAUUGCACCAACGAUGGUGUUAACAUCGCUCGCUCAGUCACCGUGGUCGCGGGUUCCAACUUUCUAUUCUCUGGUGGUACCAGAAUCGAAGCGCAAAGCGUUGUCAUACACCCAGGGUAUGUCCCUGGGAGAGUUGCAUUUGACCUUGCCAUUUUACACAUUCCAAGACUAACUUAUUCUGAUGAUAUAAGUCCUGCAUUUUUACCUUGGAGUGAUGAUAUUAACAAUGACUUCGUAGGACAAUCAGUCCGUGCCUCUGGAUAUGGAAUCACGAGAGACGGCGACACAAUUACUACACAGCAACCAUUAAGGAGUGUUAACCUUCGCGUAAUAUCGAAUGCCGAAUGUAGAUCUACGUACGGUAAUGUAAUACAAGAUCAUCAUCUGUGUACGAGCGGUGCAGGCGGUGUUGGUAUCUGUGCUGGUGACACGGGAGGUCCUCUAGUCAUUCCCGGAUCAUGGAGAGAUACCCUUAUUGGCGUUGGAUCGUUUACAGCUGGUCGAGGUUGCCAGGCGGGAGCUCCGUCCGGCUUUAUCAGAGUUACAUCGUUCAUUGGAUGGAUUAUGGGAAACUAAAUGAACUAAAGCAAUUGUUUUUUUUU